AUGUCUCUUUAUUUUUGUAUCUCUGUCUCAAAAUUCACUGAGGAGGACCUUGUUGACUUAGAAACCAUCCAAUAUGGAGCACCAGAAAAGAUAGCUCUCUCACCCUGGCCUCCUCAGAAGCCACUGGUCUUCCUUAUACCCACCCUAUUGAGAGUUGCCUCUGAAUAAAGCCCAGAUUCCUCACAAAACAGGAAUAGGCAGGAAAAUAAGGUCACUCUGACAUUUAUAUGCAAGAACCCCUGUGACCUCUUUUCUCAGGAGGAAGUUACGAUACGGCAGGCAACUUUCCCUACACCUGAACCAAGCACAUAGGAUGAGGCAGGGACCUUAGAGUGACAGGUCAGAAAGAGUAUGUAUGGGAAAUCUUCCGUGCUUCUCCUGCUAGUCUGAGGCUGGCCUGGAGUCUUGAAGGCCAAAUUUAGCAAAUAAAUACAGAACACAUUAAAUAGGUUUUCAGACAUGUUUAUUAUGGCUUGUGCAAUAUUUGAGACAUACUUAUUCUGAAUUUUUUUUUCAUUCCUUAUAUUAAAUCGACAUUUGGCUGCUUGACUUCUAUUUUAACAGAUACCUUGAGCUAGAAGAACAGGGACAAGAUCUGUUUUGUUAGAGCUCUAAAAGCCUCAUCAUGCCUGGUAGACAGCAGGCACUCAUUGAAUUCUUUCUGAAAUAUUUAUUUGUUGAUGAAAGCCUCUGAAAGAUCUCAAACACACUCAGGAGACACUUCAUUGGGCAAACAUGUCCCCAGGGGCCAUCUUUGAAUAAACAAAUUGACUCAUUCAAUAAAGCCAGACUGGAGCAUGCUGCAAAUGUUAAGAUCUAUGCUAAAUAAAUCGAGAUGCAGAGAUAAACAAACUAUGGCUCUUGUCCUUGACAUGGCAAUUGACCAGUAAAACCAACAGAUUUCAAAUCACAAUAGAAUGUGAUAAGUGCUAGACAAUCAACCUCAUAAGGCCAGGGACCAGAUGGUUUUGUUUGUCAUUGUCAUCUCCAAAACUUGCACAUGUCAUUCCUCAACAAAUAGUACUGGAAUGUGACAAUAAAAAGAUGACAAUAUGAACAAUGCAUUGUGGAGCCACCGAGGUGAGAUGACUGACCAAGGUGCUUGUCUUCCCUCCAGUGGGUAGGUCUGGUCUCGAUCAUGAUGCAGGAACAUACCAAGAAGAAGGAGAGGCGACAGCAAUUCUAAAAGAGAAGUAGCAUGAACCCAGGUCUAACAGGUCACUGACUGGGGAAUAACUCACAGAAGUAAGAGGUGAGAUUGGAAGGGCUGAGAAGUCUGGGCUUGAUCCCCUGGGUAAUGGCUAGUCAUUAAAGACUGUCAAGUAGGAAACUGCAUGAAAUUCAGGAGAUCCCCCCAGCAUUAGUGUGGACGAUGGAUUUUGGUGGAGACAGAAUGGAGGCCAGAAGAGCGGUGGUGGGGAGUUUUUAGGUGUAUCAGGAAAGAAGCCUACAGACCUGAAAUCCUGUCCUCAUGGACUCACUGUGACUGCCCUUAUUUGUCCAUGUCCUGCUCCUAAGUCCCCUGAGGUACGGGAGGGAAGAUUGCUGGUAAGAGAGGGAAUCAGGAAGGAAGGAGAGGGGAGAGGUAGCCCAAGACAAACUUCCUUCGCCUCACCAUCUUGCCUAAGGAGAGGACUGUCCUGCAGCAACUGGAGGACAACUGCCAGCUUCUGGGGCUCUCCUCUCCAGGAAAGGAAGUACUCCAAUGAACUGGCACAGCCCAGCGCUCACUGUGGUCUACAGGCCUAGGCUGCGCUCCGUGGGACCCCACAUGCCCAGCGAGCAUGCUCCCUGCUGAGGACAGGACGCUCCGACUCAGGGUUGGCAGCCCUCUCCUGCCAGGAGAUGAUCCAGAAACAGAGGUUUCAGAGAGAUCAUGAAAACUUCCAGCUACCUGAGGACAGAGGAGAUCUACUAACUCAGUCCCUAGGCCCAGGACCAGAACCCAAGUCCUAGGCCCACCUUCCACCUCCUCUCCAGAUCCCUCCUCAGGAAAACCCCCUGCUUCAUCUUGCCCACUAGACUCUGGAUGUGGAACUAGUCUGACCUGGUUCAAAUGCAUCCAAAUAUGUGACUUUAUACAAAUCACCUCACCUCUGUGAAUAUGAAUUUCUAUGCCAGGUGAAUAACCUCCUGUCACGAAUUAAAUAUCCCACGGGAACAAACUCUGGACAGUUGCUUGGAAUUCCUGUAACAGCUUCUCUCCUGAACUGUUGGGGAGAUUUAGUUGCACCCUAGAGGGCAAUUUGACCCCUUCUUGAUUCAGUCACCCAAUUAAUAUUUUCCAGGCUCCUACUUUGUACCAGCUACUUGAAAAGUACUGGGAAAACAAUGCCAGCAAAAUGGGUAGAAUUCCAGUCUCCAUGGAAGAUCCAUUCUUCUGUGGGAGAUGGAUAUUAAUUGAAUGAUUGCAUGAAUAAAAGUAAAAAAAAAAAAUAUACCAGUCAUGAGUACCAUGAAGGAGGGGAACUCGGACCCAGGAAAUUAUUCCAUAGGCAUACACGAUGGAGCCUGGGGCUGGCACACCUGUGGCAUGGCCUUACUUUCCUGUUAACUGGUUUCCCAGAAUCUCCAGUUCCCAAAAAUAAACAUAUUCAGAACAGGGAACUUAGAAGGGGAAACCUGGUUUGCUCCAAUCCCAAACCAGUUUCCCCACAGUCCAUUCUUACCCCCAAAAUAAAUAAGGCCCUUCCAGACUGCCUCCUCACUAGAGCCUCCCCCAGGACAAACAGCUCCUGCUCCAGCUCCACCAUGAAGCUCUUCACUGUCCUGCUGCUGGCCAGCCUGGCCUCCACCUCUCUGGCCAUCCUUCAUGGAGCUCUUUCUCUGCCCCAUACUCCCUCCAUCUCCUUAGUCCCAGCUUCCCAGUUUGCUUCGAACAACCAUCCCAGGAAAGCCUCUAUCUCCAGUGAGGACCUCCCCAUGGAGCCUUUCAUCUUCAGUGAAGAGCUGAUUUCCAAAGAGAAUGUGGUGAUAAAAUCCACCAGACCAAUGAGUCAAACACCUGAAAUCCUUCAUCCCGUACUCCAAGGGGACAGUUCCAAAAGUUCCAUAGAAGAGGCAACAGAAUUCACUCCUACUGCUGCAAUCACCUCGGAGGGAAAACUGACCAAGUUUGGCAAUAAAAUGGGGAAGGAUCUAAAGAAAGCAAUCAAAGGAAUCUUGGACUAUCUGAAAAGCCUGAUACCUGAUGCCAAUGAUGUCAUGAGGCCCUGAGGACAAGGACUCUACAUCCCAGGCUGGGCCAUGAGAGGUGCCUACAUCACCCACACUGCACUCUUCCCAACCACCAUCAACCCCUCAAAUCCAGGCAUUAAAGCAUUCAACCCAAA
Molecule: messenger RNA, 3332 nt
Organism: Ictidomys tridecemlineatus (thirteen-lined ground squirrel)
Lineage: Eukaryota; Metazoa; Chordata; Mammalia; Rodentia; Sciuridae
Source: RefSeq, a predicted model, not a curated record